AUGGCUUGGAGAGAAAAGAUCCCUUACGGUGCUCAUGUCAUCAUCCUCUUCACUUUGUCAUUUGCCGCUUUGAUUUUAGUUAUCCUCACUACAUUUUCAUCUCCAUUCAUUAGAUCGAUUGAUUUCCUUCGACUCCCAUCUACUGAAGGCGCUACGACUUUCGGUGCUUUUGGGUGGUGCUCGCCCGAUUUCUGUCUACCAAACCAAGUUGGUUAUGAAUUUGGCACUCAAGUGAACAGAGCUUUGACCGGUGGAAUGAUGUUGUGGGCUAUUUCCAUCAUCUUCGUGUUCUUCACUGUCAUCGCCAUCCUUCCUCUCCUUUUCGUUCACGAAUCGAAAGCUUUACGAACCGUAGGAAACAGAGUGUUCUUUAUCUAUACAAUGACCUUGGCAACUCUCCUAGUCGUCGUCGCUUGGCUGUUUACAAUCUAUGGCUGGAGUAUUGCUCAUCGAGCUUUCGAACUCGCCGAUGUUGAAGUCGAGCUUGGUGCCGCAAUUUGGAUGGGACUUGUUGCUGCUUUGUGCAUGCUUAUUGUAUCCAUACUUAGUUGGCCUGCUACAGCUUGGGACGGUAAAAUCACUAAAGCCAAUGGUGGAGCUGGCGCUCGAGGAGUUCCACAGAUGCCCUCAAACGGUUAUUACCAUUACAAAAGGACUACUCGAGAAGUCGUGCCAAGAGUGUAA
Molecule: messenger RNA, 684 nt
Organism: Kwoniella shivajii
Lineage: Eukaryota; Fungi; Basidiomycota; Tremellomycetes; Tremellales; Cryptococcaceae
Exons: 7
Coding region: 1-684 (227 amino acids)
Cellular component (GO): cell division site; growing cell tip; plasma membrane
Source: RefSeq, a predicted model, not a curated record